GACAGCGAUGGCGGCCGAGGCUCCCUUGCAGGAUUUGCUGGAAGAAGCCACCUGCUCCAUCUGCCUGGACUAUUUCCAGGACCCCGUGCUCAUCCCGGAGUGCGGCCACAACUUCUGCCGGGGCUGCCUGACCGGCAGUUGGGGAACGUCGGAAUCGGAGGCUUCCUGUCCCCAGUGCAGACAGACCUUCGGGCCCCGUAACGUCCUGCCCAACAGGCAGCUGGCGCGGCUGGUGGAAAUGGCCAGGAGAUGCGAAGAUCCUUGGGGCGAGGAAGGAGGGAGCGUCUGCCCGAAGCACCGGGAGCCGCUCAAGCUCUUUUGUAAACAUCACGAGACUCUCAUCUGCGUGGUCUGCGACCGAUGCAAAAAGCACAGGGGCCACUUGGUGAUCCCUGCGGAGGAGGCUUUCCAGGAGUACCAGCUCAAGGUUGGGGAUUGCCUGAAGGCUCAGAAGGAGGAGAAAGAAAAAAUAGCUACAUACAAAACCGAAACCGAGCAAAGAGUUCAGGAGAUGCUUGACAUUGGAAGCAUCUUGGAGAAGUACCAGGCAAAGAAAACAUUUGAGAAUCCAGUGGAUUUACUUCUAGAGCCAAAGUGGACAAUCUGGGAUUACAAUGAUAUCACUGUGCUUCUGAAAAGCGCCAUGAAAAAAUUGAGAGAUACUCUGGAAACUGGAUUUCAACUACUGGAAGUGAAUGUAAUUGUGGAUCCAGAUACAGCCCAUCCUGGCCGUCUUGACAUCUCCGAAGAUAAAAAAAGCAUCAAAGCAGUUAAGCCAGUUAAAGCAAAAUAUCCUGCGGCAAACUGGAAGAGAUUUGAAUAUAAUCCUUAUGUCCUUGGCUGUCAGAGGUUCUCAACAGGGCGACAUUUCUGGGAAGUUAUUGUGGGAGAUACAGCUGGAUGGCGUGUAGGGGUUGCCAACAAGCCAGUGAACGUAACAAAUGUUGAUUUGCAGACCAGACGCUGGCAGAUUGGGUUAUGGGAAGGGACAUAUAGAAUCUUCUCUCCAUCAGUAUGCUCUGAACUGGUCCUGACCGAGAAGCCCACAAGGAUCCGCAUCUCUCUCAACUGCGAAGGGGGACAAGUGAGCUUUUUUGAUGCCAGGACAGCAGCUCUGCUCCAUACAUUCUCAGACGCUUCCUUGGUUGGAGAGACCCUUCUGCCCUGUUUCUUUUUGCGUGAUGGCGCCUGCAUAACACUUCUCUAAAAUAAGGGGAAUCCAUAGACAAUACUUUGGAAAAAUCUCUAUUUGCUAAGCAGUGGUGCCUAAAAGCCGUUAAAGCAGUGGUUUCUUAGCUUUUUGCCUCACUGAAUUGCUUGCAGUUGGGUUAUUGACCCGGAAUUAGGAGACAG
Molecule: messenger RNA, 1353 nt
Organism: Protobothrops mucrosquamatus (brown spotted pit viper)
Lineage: Eukaryota; Metazoa; Chordata; Lepidosauria; Squamata; Viperidae
Product: E3 ubiquitin-protein ligase TRIM39-like
Exons: 6
Coding region: 8-1207 (399 amino acids)
Molecular function (GO): protein binding; zinc ion binding
Source: RefSeq, a predicted model, not a curated record